CUGAAAUUAAGCACAACAUCACGCCGAUUCGAUUGUUUUUCAUGUAUGUCGUUGAGUUACCAAGAAAGCUGGGAAUAUUUACAAAAUAUCUAUACUGCGCCUAAGGUAUUCACAAAUCGAUGUAACGAUCCGUUUCUUUCAAAAAAUAUUCCAACAACCCAUUGCUCUUCAAUAUGCAUUAGUCUUCUUGAGCCAGAUGUUGAAGCAGGUGUAUUUAUUGGUUAUAAAUAUAUUCGAGGCUGCCUUGAUCGAGUUUUACGUAAUGGUUUUAAUGAAACUGCUUUAAGAACACAUCGUUUUCAUCAGACUGAUCAAUGCCGAAGUCUACCACGUUCACAACUCUACAAUCCAAGUCGCGAAUCACAUCAUCCAAUAUUUGGCGAUGUUCAGUUAUGCACAUGUUUUGGAGAUCGAUGCAAUGCAGCUUCAUUUGCCCAAUCGCUUUCCACUUAUAUUUCCAUAUUUCCUAUUUUAUUGAACCUAUUUUUUGUAGUAUUUCGAAUCGAUCAGCAAAUGUUAAGGAUAGAAAUUAGGUAA
Molecule: messenger RNA, 537 nt
Organism: Dracunculus medinensis (Guinea worm)
Lineage: Eukaryota; Metazoa; Nematoda; Chromadorea; Rhabditida; Dracunculidae
Source: the annotation of a GenBank genome assembly